CGACAUCGCUGUGCAACAAACUGAAUUGCAACACGCUACCAAACUCCGGGAAACAUGUCGUCAAUUCGACUCAAUCGUCCAGAAUUCAAUCUUUCGCCUGCCGAAAGCGAUUCUCCUUCAAAGAAAACUUGGCGAGGCUAUGACACAAAGGCUUGUUCACUCAAAGAUGUUGCUUGGAAACACGGAUGAGCUAGUGCUUUGCUAUGCUAUCAAGUGCACAGCGGACGAUCUCGCUAGCUACGCCAAGUCUGAUCUCCGGAGUCGAUACGUGCAAGCUCUCGAAACGUCCGCCGCGAGAACAAUGAUGUACUGGAAGCUUCUUGACUGCCUUACCGCGGAGAAACAAAAGUGCCUCCCACUUGCAUCGAUCAAGGACAAUGCUCUCGUAGCAGCUAUCGGGGCAGACGAGGAUGUUGAGGUACGGAAACUCUUAGAAGACAGAGUCAACGCUGCUUCAAGUACGCCACUCUUUGGAGAGGCUCUAGCUACAGCGACGUCAUCUGGAUCUUUGACAAUGGUACAUCUCCUGCUUCACUACUGGGACUGGGAGACCCACGAACAUCUUGCUGGACUUCGCCUCAUGAAUGCCGUCGAAGCUGCCGCCUCUGCUGGCCAUGACCGUGUGCUGACCGAAAUUCUCAAUCACAAAAACCGCAUCGCUAGGUCUACAUACGAUGACGCUGUUAUCCGCAUGGUCAGGAGCAACCAGGCAGCAUCCGUUGGGCUGUUACUGAACUCCAGACGCGCAGACCUCACUCCGGCGGCCAAGGAAGAGUUUUGGCUACGUUUCAUGCGAACGGCUGCAGAAUGUGGUCAGUGGGCGUUGCUGCAAACAUAUUUGCCAAAGAUCCAAUUAGACAUUGAAGAGGCCUUGCUUGUGAGAGCAAUGAACGACGCAUGCUUGGAAAACCACGAGCAAGCGUUCCAUACCAUCAUGUCUCACCUGCCCGUCUACGACUCUACACGCUAUGCGGACAGUCUCUUCUGGGCCGCCGGGUUUGGUAACACGGAAGUCAUGAACAGCCUUUUGACAUCCCUGCAAUAUGACCAACGCGCAUUGCUUUUAGCUCUUGCCGGCGCCGUGUCUACAAAAGCAUAUGAAGCUGUCGUGUACUUACUCAAGGUUGCAGGUGUUAGCCUCAUCAAUGAAGACGUCCCAACGCGCUUCACGGAUAUCGCCCGUUUGUUGCUUCCAAAGGCUUUCACUCAUGUGGUGGCACAGUCCGCCAAACCGCUCUCCGUGUCAACUCAAGUAGAGAACCUGCGCGCAGCCACUAGAGCAGGUAGGCUUGCCGACGUCAUCACCAUCUUGCAACAUAUCAAAGUCCACCAUCCGAACGAUAGCUUGGUCGGCGUUUCCGCUGCGUUUAGUGAUGCAGCGAAGGCUAACCACCUCGAUGUUCUUCUGUUCCUGUGCGAGAAUUGGACGCCUCACCUAGUGACCUCUUGCGUGAAGUCGCCAGCUGUAGCACAGAUUUUCAUCAACUUUGGCUGGGACGUUUGUCAGACCGAUCAAGGUUCGAAGUAUCCGCGUCUUGGGAGCUUCGUCUAUGACGAGCAUUUUGUUCGUUGGCUGCUGAGAAAGGGAGCCUCAGCCGACGCACGAGGGGAAUUUGACGUCACAGCGGUGUCGGUAGCGAUCUGCCGCGCUCCAAUGUCCACAAUCAGACUGUUGCUCGACCACAGCAGUAGCGGUAUCCAGCAUGGGCAGCUGCUCCAUUUUGCUAUGCAAAGAAGUGGUGAAGACAGCCUAGAGGUUGUCGAACUUUUGCUAAACUUGGGUUGUCCGAUCGAUAGCAUCUGGUUCCGAAAUGAUGAGCGUUCAUGGCUAGAGUGGGGAAUAGGGGAAGCUGGAACAGCUUUAUUCAAUGCAGCUGAGCAGGGCAGAGACGACAUUGUGGCGUAUCUGCUUUCAAGAGGUGCUGAUGCUACAAUCGUCUCCAACAAAGGUCGCACAGCCCUGGAUGUAGCGAGAAGCAACCAACGAUUCGGGAGUGUACGGCUUCUGGGUGCGUAGGCUGGGAGAUACUCAAUCGUCACAUCGCACGCGCACGCGCUCGUGUAGAUGUAGCUCAGACUACCCAAAUUCAAUAAUAUUUACGGC
Messenger RNA from Cucurbitaria berberidis CBS 394.84, 2104 nucleotides. RefSeq names its product ankyrin. Gene Ontology annotation, molecular function: protein binding. Lineage: Eukaryota; Fungi; Ascomycota; Dothideomycetes; Pleosporales; Cucurbitariaceae. The transcript has 3 exons. The record is from RefSeq and is a predicted model, not a curated record. The coding region runs from base 140 to 2017 and encodes 625 amino acids.